CAAACACUUUUUUACUUUUUCAUCUCUCGGAUCGUUCGGACGUGCUUCGCGGUAUCGUCUGUGUGAGUGAGUGAGUGUGCGUGAGCGGAGCGGCGAAAAGCACAGUUAAAUUGAAUCGAGUUGCAGCAGUAAUCUGUGGAUUCGGGCGAUACAAAAUAAUACAAUACGUUAUCUAUUUACAAACAAAUCGGAGUGGAUAAUAUUGUGCCGCACACGAGUGCUUAAAGCGGCGUUUCAGUGUGUUUGUGUGUCACUCUCUCUUUGAAAUAGUAAACAAAUUGCGAGUAAAGGGUUUACAGCAAAGCAAAGACAAACAAAAAAUAUUAAAAGAUAUAUAAAACAAGAAAAUAUAUAUUCUGCAGUGCGUGUAAAAUAUUUCGGAAAGGUCGCGGCAAAAGCAGCGGCGUCGACGUCAGCAGAGCGCGUGCUGCAAGUGUGUUGGUGAGGCGUAUAUACAUAUACAUACCAACGAAUAGGUGCACAUAAGGUGUACAUAAGCAGUGUAUUUAAUUAAGUGAAAUCCAUAUAGUUUUGUGUGCAUGCGAAAUUGGGAAAAUCGAAAGGAGGAGUUCCGCAGCAGCAACAGCAGUGCAGCGGCAGAGGCAGAGGCGCCACCGACUAACGGAUUUUCACACGCGGUUGAUCAACAUACAGAAUCACGACGACGCGACGAGCGAAAAUGGCCAAAAUGGAGGUCGACGACGUGGUCGACUUGAGUUUAGGGUCCGGCCGUGACCCGGCGUUGACCAUAACGCCGGCUCCGUCUCCGGCGGCACUGAGUAAUCGGGAUCUGCGUGCGCUGACGGCCAACAACACGGGUCUGACCAUCACUCCAUCUCCAUCGCCGGCGACUAAUAAUGGCACCACCACCACCGCCACCGCCACUACCAAUAGCAGUAACAUCAACUCCAAUAGCACCAGCACCACCAACAAUAGCAGUAACACCAAUAGCUCCAGCACAAACAACAACAACAACAAUAGCAUUAAUGCCAGUGAAGCGGGGGUCACAAGUGGAGCUACCAGUGCAUCCAUAGGUGGCGGUCAGGAUGAGAAUAAGGUUCAAAGGAGGGUUCUGCGACCCCGAACAGAACCCAAGUCCUAUGCCGAGGCACCGGACAUUGUGUUACUACCCGCACGCACCAAUGGACGUCAGCAGAAUGGAAAUAUAGAUUCGGAGACGGAUGAUGAGGAGAUGCCGCCGUAUGUGCCCAUCAAGGAGCUGAGUCAUGCGGAGCUCAAGGAGCGUGAAAAGAGUCUGAGGAAGCUGCGACAGGAUCUGCGCAAUGAGGAGACCAAACUGAUGCUGCUCAAGAAACUCAAGCAAUCGCAGCAGGUGAUGAAGGAGAAUCUGGUGGUGACACCGACCAGCGUUUCGCCCAACAAUCCACUGUCUGCAAUUCCCGCCGCCCUCACCUCGAAGGGAUCGCUCAGUGUGACGCCCACGUCGGCGGUACCGCUGCCCGCCCACAGCAAGGGCAGGAGCAGCUUAGGCGGCAGCGGCGGACCGGCAGUGAGCAUCAGCGCCACCAACAGUCGAACGGGAAGUUCGAGCUCAGCGGCGGCAGCUGCUUCAGCGAUUGCCGCUGCAGCGGCUGCCUUGAGCGGCCAACAUCGCAGCAGCAGCAACUCCAUACUGCCGCCGCCAAGGUCAUCGCUCCCAGCGGGCGCCACUUUAGCUGCCGGCACCACCAUCACGCCCGCCACCUCCUCAUCGCACCGCUCCAGCAAUUUGCCGCCGCGCACCAACCUGCCGAAUCUCACCAUCACGCCCUCGGUGACCAUCACGCCCACAUCGGCGCCGCCCUCCAGUCUGAAACCACGCAAUCCUAAUAUUUCGGAUAAUUCGAAGGUACCUGGGACCAUAAGCAAUUCUGUUUCCAUCACGCCGGCGCUACCACUGUCCCAAUCGCACCAGAAUCAGCACAACGAGCAGAAGAAUGACCGCUCCACGCCUAGAGAAGAUGCUCAGACCCCAGCUCAAAGACAGGCGGCAGCUAAAAUGGCCCUUCGCAAGCAGCUGGAAAAGACGCUGCUUCAGAUUCCCCCACCAAAGCCACCACCACCAGAGAUGCACUUUAUUCCCAAUCCCAGCAACACGGACUUUGUAUAUCUGCUUGGAUUGGAAACUGUGGUGGAUUAUCUGACCGUCAACAAGAAGGCCAAUGCUGUGGCAGCUCCUUUCCGUUGUGCCCAGUGCAAGAUUGAUUUUACGCCCGUGUGGAAGUGGGAGAAGCAGACCAACAAGGAUCCCAAGGUGAUUUGCGAACAGUGUGUCACCUCGAAUGUGAAGAAGGCUCUCAAGGCGGAGCACACCAACCGACUGAAACAGGCGUUUGUGAAGGCGCUGCAGCAGGAGCAGGAGAUCGAGCAGCGUCUGGCCAGCCAGAGCAGUCCCUCGCCAGUGGACACCCAUGGAUCGAGUGGCGGUGGCAACUCACUGUCCGUCUCAGCGGUCACCAGCAACUCCUCAUCGUCGCAUCUGCAAAGGGAACGGGAACUGCAGGCGACGCACGCUUCGGCGGCCGCUGCGCUGGUCAAUCUGCCGCCGUCGGUGACGGUGAUACCCACCAAAUGCCAGACGCCAACGCCAGCGACACCGCGUCCAACUCCGCCGCCACCCCAAAGUCAAGCCACACCACCGCCGUCGUCGGGAGGAUCGCGAUCCUCGCGAGCGGCUGCCACCGCCGCUGCUGCCGCCAUUGCCGCUCAGCAGGCGGGCAUCCUUAGCCCUGGGCCGACAGCAGCGCAUCACCAUGAGGCGUCCACCUCCUCCAGAUCUUCGCGCAACGAUCGCCUGGAUCAUCACCACCAGUCGCAGCAGCAACAGCAGCGAGAUCAGCGCGACAGGGAUCAGCAGCAGCGGGAUCAGCAGUCGCAACAGCAGGCCCAGAGCUAUGACAAAUACUCGGCGGCCACGCUGGCGGCGGCUGCUCAUCUGAGUGCCCUUGGCGGCAUGGGUGGAUUGAAUAUCAAUAGCCUGGCCAGUCUGGGCAACCUGGGCAAUCUGGGUAACCUCAGCCAGCUGGGAAAUCUGGCUGCCCUCGGGGGAUUGGGUAAUUUUGGAGGAGCGUCAACUGGUUCCUCCAAUCCGGCGGCUGGGCUGAGCGGUUCCUCGCCAGCUGCCACGGCGGCCGCCAUGCAGGCUUUCCAACAGCAGCUCUUUAGAGCUCUGGGACAAGGUCUUGGUGGCAAUCCGCAGCACAUGAUGCAGUUUGCUCCGCUUUUGUACUCUUACCAGAUGGCCAUGGCGCAGGCGGCACAAGUGGCAGCUUUUAACAACAACAAUAAGAAGAGCAGCUCGUCCUCCGGAUCGGCUAAGAAUUCAAGUAGCUCCAAUAGCAUGGCAGACGUUCAGCGGGCGGCGGAGCUGCAGCGCCAAUAUCUUCUGGAGAUGAUUCCGCCCCAGCAACAAAGCGGGCAAAGUGGCAGUCGCCAGAACAACUGGAAGGCCUAAAAGGCCGCCAUUAACAAUAGAUUACCAUUAACAUCAACGUAACACAAUAGAAGCAACAGCAGCAGCAGCAGUAACAACUAUUUUUAUGGUUUUCUUGAUUAGGUAAUUUUAUAUUUUACACAAAAACGGAAGAAACAAAAUCAAUUUAUAAGAAACCAACAUCAAAUAUACACGUAAAUAUUAAUUAUGCUACUUGUAAACAAUAAUUAUACAUAAUUAUACAAAACGGAAGAAGCAAAACAAAGCCGAUCUAAAUAUAAUUGUUAGUAGUUUCCUUUUUUUGUUACCACUGCAUUACAUAUUUUAAUUAAUUUGCAAGCCAGAAUAUAGCAGCCGAUAAAUGAAUGCAAACUUUUACGCUCCUAGUAAUUGAAUAUUAAAUAUUAAUAAUAUUGAAUCCUAGCCAGUAAGAAGAUUGCCCCGUUUUUCUAGGGGCACACACACCCUUCACCAUCCCCCACCCCCACUCCCUCGCCACAAACUUUUUUGUAAUUGUUAACCUUUUUUGGGAGCCCCAAUUAGGAUUGGUAAACCGUAUCGAUAAGAAGCGCGCUCCCCAUUUGGUCUUAUUCAACACUUUUGUCGUACAAUUCGUUUAGUUCUUAGCAUCGUGAAUAAAUCUAUAAAUAUAUAUAUUAUAUUUUUUAAUCAAUUUUAAGCAUAUGCAUAGUAUUAGUUGUAAAAAAAUUUUUUAGGGUAAAAUAAAUUACAGAAACAAUUACACAAAUUCUUGCAUUGCCAGCCACACACAACACAUAAUCCACGUUUCAUCGCCCACAAUACACAUCAUAAUCAUUUCCGAUAUCAAAUCCUCCACAUGCCUUAUCCAUGUUACAGCUCCGAUACGAAGUUAGUACUGUUAUUUAGUUGAGACCGCAAGGGAUCCAGCAACCAUAUAAUAUUGAUUGAUUUUGUUCAAAUUCAAUUGCAAAACGUACAUCGAAAACUCAAAGCUAAAAACCGUAUAAUAUUUUGUACAUAUAUAUGACAGAUGAGUUAUUCAUCUUCGGUAAACCGAAAUUAAUAUACUCUUCCCAUUAGAACAGAACAGAACUUCAGGUUUUCGAUCCUCCAUUGAAAGCGAGCUCUUCCCAAAACCGUGGGAGGAUGAGCAGACAUGAAAUAUAAUAUUGACUGAAUAUUAGCAUAUACACAGAGUAGUAUCUAGCAGAAGAAGCAGAGGCUUGCAUAAAUCCCUAAAACAUACGAGGUAAACGUAUAUAUUUUUGAUUUAUCGGACGGCAGUAGUAGGUUUACAUUCAGGCGAAUCAUUCGGAACACAAACCAAAUUCACUUUGGGCAUGCGAAAUCAAAAUGUGAUCAAAAAUAUGAAAUUACAAAAACGUAAGAAAAUGAGAAUAAUAAGAAAAACAAUUAAGAGGAAACAAGCAGAUGAAAAAUUCAUAAUUAUUUUAAGCUAAAUAAAAA
Molecule: messenger RNA, 4882 nt
Organism: Drosophila suzukii
Lineage: Eukaryota; Metazoa; Arthropoda; Insecta; Diptera; Drosophilidae
Gene: simj
Product: transcriptional repressor p66-beta simjang
Biological process (GO): negative regulation of transcription by RNA polymerase II
Cellular component (GO): NuRD complex
Source: RefSeq, a predicted model, not a curated record